Messenger RNA from Mycena indigotica, 2046 nucleotides. Its product is annotated as Ste20-like serine/threonine kinase. Gene Ontology annotation, molecular function: protein kinase activity; ATP binding. Gene Ontology annotation, biological process: protein phosphorylation. The record is from RefSeq and is a predicted model, not a curated record. Bases 1 to 2046 code for a protein of 681 amino acids. Lineage: Eukaryota; Fungi; Basidiomycota; Agaricomycetes; Agaricales; Mycenaceae. The transcript has 5 exons.
AUGGCCCCCGGCUCUCGUCUUAGACGGCGCUCUGACGAUAUUACCCCAAAGCAACAGAUGGCCUCUCCAGAGCCAAGCCCUCGCUCGCGGGAGCCAGUCCCCAUCCCCAGCAGCAACCCCGCCAGCCAGUACACUCUCCUCGAAAAACUGGGCACAGGAAGUUUCGGGACUGUUUAUAAGGCAAUGCAUAAUGAUACGAAGCAAAUCGUGGCUAUAAAGCAGAUUGAUUUGGAGGAUUCGGACGACGACAUCUCGGAAAUCCAGCAAGAGAUUGCUAGUCUUGCCCAGUGCGAUUCAGAAUACGUGACGCGCUAUUAUGGGUCAUUCGUUGUGGCAUACAAGCUUUGGAUUGUCAUGGAGUAUCUGGCCGGCGGUUCUUGUCUCGACCUACUCAAAGCUGGGACAUUUACCGAAGCCCAUAUCGCCGUCAUUUGUCGCGAACUCCUUCUCGGUCUGGACUACCUUCACACCGAAGGCACUAUCCACCGCGACAUCAAGGCAGCCAACAUCCUGCUCUCUUCAUCCGGCAAAGUCAAACUUGCGGACUUCGGAGUUGCUGCCCAGCUGACGAGCACAUUGCGACACACCUUUGUGGGCACUCCAUUUUGGAUGGCUCCUGAAGUUAUCCGACAGGCUGGUUACGACGCUAAAGCCGAUAUGUGGAGUCUGGGAAUUACGGCCAUAGAGAUGGCCAAGGGUGAACCACCCCUUGCAGAGUACCACCCAAUGCGUGUGCUCUUCCUCAUUCCGAAAGCAAAGCCGCCCGUUCUUGACGGACCGUUUUCUGCUGCGUUCAAGGACUUCGUGAGCCAAUGUCUCACAAAGGACCCUCAUGCCCGCCCGACUGCCAAUGAGCUCCUUCAGCAUCGCUUUAUUCGCGCUGCUCGGAAAACCUCGUAUUUGACGGAGUUAAUUGAGCGUUACCAAGACUAUCGAGCGCGAUCGCCACAGAAGGGUGGUCACCAGCCUUUCCAACCCACCAUUCGACCAUGGGAGGCAAAUGGCACCAUCCGUAGCGACUGGAACUUUGACACCAUCAAAUCAGUUUCGGCUAUGGGAACAUUUCGGAGUAUGGCGAAAGACCUGGAAAUGCCUCCAGGGAUGGAGUUGGACGAAGAUGCAGACGAUUCGGAUGAAGAACUCCAUGGCUCAAUUGACACUGGUGGAGCAACAAAGGGUAGUGAUGCCAUUCCUGGUAUUGGUAUGCAGCUUCAGGCGGCACACUCAACUGUCCUCAUACGACCUCCCAACGAGAAAGAUGUCCCGGCAUUACUAGAAGAUGAUUCGUCUGCAGACACCCACUCUGACAACCCACAAACUCCCCCCCAAGACAACUUCGGUCUCGGCGCCCCUCCCGCCUAUUCAGGUUCAGUUCGGAACAGUCGUCGUUCAUCGUAUGCCGCUCGUAACUCUCUGAACGGUGCCGGUACCGUUAUGAGGGAAGCCGAUCUCGGCACUGGUGUCGAUACCAUCCGCCCGGUCAAGAAAGUUGACACGGUUGGCUCAUUGAGGUUGUCCUCUGAGUAUGUGGGCAGCAUGAGGCGAGAGGGAAGCGGCAGUUCUGGUCCUACUUCACCGACGUCACAUCGGAGAGCCACCAGUGAAGCCGUCAAAGCAGGCAGAAGCUUGGUUGACGAUGUGGUCCUCCCGAUAUUACAAUCCGCUACCCGAGACGACAUGGAUGCGCGGGAAAUUGAAUCACUGAGCAUGAUCUCAAGGGGUUUCACUGAACUCAAGGAAGCCAACCCUGAACUGGCCUACAAUGUUAUUCUGGACAUUCUCUCUGGGAUCAACGACAACGCGGCCGUUCGACAGCAUGUCCAAACUUCGCGGAGUCUUUUCCCUCACAAACGUAUCAUUCGGAAAAGCGAAAUGACCGCCAAAGGAUUGGUUGUCACCGAAGUCCAGGAAGAUGUCUCGGGUCUACCGCCCACCUUGGAAUCCGCCAAAUCAGAUGAGGCACCUCAGAAGAAGUCUGCUAUUUCAGAGCUCAUCUACAUGCGCUGGUUAGAGGGUUUGCGGUUGAAGUGGCCCAGUCUUACUUGA